This is a messenger RNA of Pocillopora damicornis (cauliflower coral), 8677 nucleotides long. RefSeq names its product epithelial splicing regulatory protein 1. The record is from RefSeq and is a predicted model, not a curated record. NCBI's taxonomy places the organism in Eukaryota, Metazoa, Cnidaria, Anthozoa, Scleractinia, Pocilloporidae. Gene Ontology annotation, molecular function: RNA binding.
GUGUGUUAGUGGGGAGGGGAGGGGAUGUUCAGCACACUUUUCGCCACCCCACCAGCCCACUCAACCAGUAAAGUAAAUGGAAGCGUUAUUUUCAGUUCGUCUUUCCGCGUGACUUUAGUACUUUGAAAUGCCAGGUACGUUCAGUGUAUUCAAGUGUGUUCAUUGUGUCAUGCGAAGUCUUGUAUACGAGGAGGUUAUAAUUAGCACAGCUUGUCUCCUGCACUUCUCGAGGUCGACCCGCUCAGUUUUUUUUUUUCCCUCAAAAAAACCGAAAAAUAGGGCGCAGUUCAGUCGCAACUCUCCAAGGAAACAUUUUUUUCAACACAGAAAAGAUACCAAAGUUGAAACAACAACCACAACAUCGCGCAUGUUGUUUUGUAGUUCGCCUUUAUAGGGCAUUUUCCUUUCAGGUAGAUCUCGUUUAUCAUUUGUGAAACAUGAAACUCUGUUAGAAUUUUACUAAGAAUGUCGUUGAAAUUGAUGUUACUCGUUUUAUUUCCUCUGGAUUUCAAUGCAAAAAUGUGAAUGACUUGGUAUGUUUUCAUUAAGACAGACGAUGUGUGAUAGUCUCUUUUUUGAUUUAACUUAUGUAGUUUUUUCGUUGGAAGACGAAGUCCAGUUUAGUUUCGUUUCAAUUGUUGAUAUCACAAGCAUUUAUACCACGGGUGUAUAUGUCAUGUGUUUCGUGAGGAAUUCGUUUUGAGGGGAGGAACCCUCGUCAAUUCUUCUUGAAAUGCUCAGGAUAUGUCGCUUUAUGUUCAACUAUCGGGAAUUCCACGAAACUUUCCGAACAAUGAUUCUUACGGCAAUGGCAAUGCUUCGUCAUUCUCAUGAAGGAAGACUCCAUUCCCUUUUUUUUCCCACCGCCUCCGCGCCGGAUUAAAGAGCGUAAAGUGCUGCCGAUGAAAAUUAGGUUUUGUAUAAUUAGUUGGAAGCUACGCGUGGGUGACAGAUCGAUAGUUUCGACAAGAAACAAUCGAUCUCUCGCCUAGCAUACUACCUUGGAAACAGAAGAGCUUGGAGUAACCAAGUGAAUUUACUGCAUUCUGAGAAUGAAUGAAUAAACUAAACCGACUUGGGCAACAGAAAAAAAAAAUCGUUUCCAGUUAUGUAAGUUGCUAGUGAGUUGUUGCUAAAAUAGUGAGCGCUCACCUAUACAUGUUUUGUGUGGUAGCUGCAUAAAACAAUAAUGAAAACAUGUUUACAGACAAGCAAAAUCUGAACAAAGUUUAAAAUGUCAGUAUCCGAAAAGUAGCCCGAAGUUAGUGUUUAUCGAGUAAAGUCGGUGACAUUCGGCCUUCCUUUGAAAGUGUUCUCUUAAGUACUCGCUAUUUUCGUUUGAACUGUUGCGUGUCACCUCAGAACAAACCGGUUUUGUUUCUUCCCCCGUAGGUAAACAGUGCACUUAAUUUAUUCAAGAGCUGUGUUCCUGAAGGAAGUUAAAUCCCUAACGACCCGAUCUCGCAAGGAAAAAUCCGCGCUAUUGUUAACUUCUUGCAAAUAAUCUUCGCAUCUUUAGUUUCCAGCCAGGCCAAAGUUAUCUGUCUCCAAAGCACACAGUGUGCAGUAUACCACUGUUUUUUUUUUUCUUCUCAGCCACGCUAACUGAUUUUAUGUCGUACUACAGGAAGGCAGUACUGUCACAUAAGAUUUAUAUUUCCUUCUUAAUCGUAGUGUUUGGUCCUAAUUUCUGACGCUCAUAGGAGUUAAAUGGGGUCUUAAUCAUAACAAGGAGGGUCUUUUUUUGCAAUUCCUUUUGAAAUUAACCUUAGUUGACAUUCUGUUCCCUGGUCGUUAGCGUAGAAAAGAAAAGUUUCUAAUGAAUCUUCUUUGUUUUUUGAGUAGUCUCCUAAGACUCCCAUCGCUUGUGUCGACAGCUCACGUGUGAAACAUAAAUAAUUAUUUCGUGUACUCCUUUUUAGCAGUUUUUUUUUUAUAUCAAACGCCCUUGGCUAUAAGUGUAAAAAGUCUUUUUUUUUUUGCGGCGCGUUCUAUAAAGGCUGUGGUAGAUGUAAAAAAGAAUUAUUUCAUACGAAUCACAACUUACUUCUCAUAUUUGUUUAGCUUUACAGGCGGAUUUAUUGAGCUAAUAGUAACUCGAGGUUACGAACUUGCUUGUGAAACAUUCUGCAUUGGUUAUUCGUUUUAAGGGUAAAAGAAAGAUUUACUUGAUAUCUCCGAAUUUUUUGGCGCUCCAGAAAACUAUAUUCAAAGAAGAAUUCUUAACAGGGUUCUAUUAUCGCAAAUUUUUAAGAGGAUAUUCGAUCAAAUAGUUCAUUCAGUUUGAUUUUUUAUGCCCAAGUCUUGUCUGGUUUAAUGAAUGUUCAUAAGUUUUUCUUGUCCUUUAAGGCAUCUCGCAUGUAAAUUGGCGUGGGAGUUUUAAGACACUGAACUUUUGGUUUUGUUUUCGCGAAAAAACGGAAUCUUCGAAGUAGAGAUGAUUUGGAGGGUUUUAACCUCGAUCAGAGCUGUACUGAGAUGUAAUAUCGGUGUACACUGAUGUAUCGCACCACAGCUUAAAGUGCCUUUCUAAUAAUUUAAUCUUUAAAAGCACUAUUGAAUAUCGUUGUUGUUUCAAGGGGGAAUUUAGAGAUCGUAAACACCCUCAUCGCGGGGAAUAUCAGAAACUGUAGUAUUUAAUCUUACAAGAAAAAUAAUACGAUGAUCCAGAUGAAGACAAUUCCGGCAGCUAGUUAUUUCCGUUCGUCAUCAGUGGUGAGAAGUUAGUUUUGAAAUUGUAAUUAAUCAGUGUAUUUCUUGAAUAUUGCUAUAUUUCGCCCGUAACUCGGAAGUGCGUGUUAAAGGUUGGAGAGAUUGCGUGCGUGAAAUUUUAUGGAAAUUUUCUCGCAAAGCUAAUAUAGCAGCCAUAAAGUUCGCGUGAAUUCAGGGAAUGUUUCCUUCAUUAAGGAUCUAUAUUUGCGCGCUUUUUUUGUUUAGAAGGAUUAUUGAAUGAAAAGCUUUCAAGGUAUCAUCGUACCGGCUUUCUGCUAGAUCUUGAGUCCUGAUAAUGUGAAAUCCGUGAGUUUCGUGUUUAUGUUUCACCUUGGGUUGUACUACAUGCGUUGUAGUUGGUCAAAAUGUUCGAGUAUUGGGCCAAUGGCGCGAAGUUAUGCUUCGGCUUACAAAGAAAGCUUUUCUAGAAAGUACCGUUUCAAUUUAUUUUCCCGAUCGGAAAUAGCUCUUCAAGUAUUAGUUUAUUUCACUUACUUUCCUUACAAAUAACCAACGCAGCGUGUCUCGCCUUGCGCUUGAAGAGAUGUUGUAUUCGAAUCAAUAUUCAUUCCCAAUUCCUGGUCGCUGCAAGUGUUAUGACAGAAAUUUGGGGUUUUUCGCUUAUUUAUCAAGUAACGUUCUUAAAACCUGUGAUAACAGGUGUUACCUACCAUUGCACUUAAUCUUCUCGAAAAACUGUGGAGAAAAGCAUUACAAAACAACAAUAAGAGGAAGGACUGUACCACAGGCGAAUUCUUUAGUAACGGCAAUUUACUCUGGGCACGAAACUCAUCCUCUGCGAUUUUAGAGCAACUAAGGCAAACAGAAAUUAAGAGUAAUAGUCAUGCCUGGUUAGAAAUUUCAAGGUGAGAAUGCGAUAGAAAAAGAGCACAAGUGACUGUUGUACGUGUUUUUAAAAAAACCGUGGUUGUAUUUAUGCAAGAUUAAGGUGGAUAUGUGCCUAUUCUGGCAUCGGACCAGUUUUAGGCCAGUUCAGGUAAAUGAUGUGAUAAACAGAGACACUCGCCCUUCUCCUAUCUGUCAAAUUUUACUAACAUCAUCAGUGCCAGAAAGGCCAAUUAAAAUUUAAAAGCGUCGUUUGUGAGAAAACAGCUCGAGCUCGUCAUUAAGCGUUCUUUUCGUAGACGCGCCAACGUUGUUUAUUCUCAAAUAGCGGAGAGGGUAACUUCGUUGCCCGGGUUAAAACUCGUCUCUAGCGAGAAAACUGUUUUAGUCAGAAUUCACUCAAGCGUGGUAAUUAUUCCAAAGCCACGUGGCAUGUGGGCCAGCCCCCGUUUCUUCUUUCAGCCAAUCAGCUACCAGUAUUUGCCGGUAUCUUUAGUGACAUGUGACUAGACCCGGCUGGUUUUCUGUUCCCACUCACACUUACUCAAGAACAACAUUUCAUUGAUUCGUUCCCUAUGCAAGGGAAAACAUGGGCUCUCCCGAGCAUUUGGUGUGUUUUCACUGCACUGUCACAAGAUUGCCGUCAGGGGAAUCGGACGCCGAGGAGGAAACCAUCUCAGAGAUUUCGUGGGUUGUCGUCGACGUGAAAUCCAAUCAGCCUGGUUCCGUGCAUAGAUGUGUUGUGAAAUCGGGCCUGUCUGGAGCGAACGAAGCGUUAAAACAACCCACCAACAAAUCGCUUGUGACCAGUGAAGCUCAACAGCUCGGGGACGCGUUAGAAAAGUUUGACAACUUUGUUGAGAAGACAGUGACAUGUUCUGGGGAAAGAUGGAAUCUUGUGACAGAUGGACAGUUUCCAUUAAGACAUUACCUCCAUUUGGAAGCUAGUAGAAAGAAAACCAAAUUGUCUCAACAUUUCUACAGCUUUUACGAUCUUAGGAAGGAAGUCAGAAAGGCACUGAAGCAUGAUUCAGACUAUAGAAGCCUUGAGGAAGUGGCCUCACAUUGUAGAAUCGAUGCUAAUAACAACAGUCCAGCAGGUCUGGAACACUGUAAACUCAUGGCAAGUGUGGUUCAGUAUCUUGUUACAGAAGGUCACAAAUUUAAGGAUCCAGAAAAGAUCAGUUCCAAGUAUGAGCCAGGAGCAUGGUAUGGUGCUUCUUUACGAACAAAAAAUCUUGGGCCUGUACUUGAUGAUACAAUCAUAAGAGCAAGGGGGCUUCCCUGGCAAGCAUCUGAUCAGGAUGUUGCAAAUUUCUUUAAAGGACUUAAUAUUGUAAGAGGUGGGAUAGCAUUUUGUUUAAAUGCACAAGGAAGAAGAAAUGGUGAAGCAUUCAUCAGGUUUGAGAAAGGGGAACACAGAGAAUUUGCAUUGAAAAGACACAAACAUCACCUUGGUACAAGAUACAUUGAGGUUUACAGAGCAACUGCACAAGAUUUCCUUAAGAUAGUGAAAGGUCCUGUUGAUGUCACCCAGAUUGCUGCUAACUUUGUAUCAAACAAAGCUGAGGUGAUCAUUAGAAUGAGAGGACUUCCAUUCAACUCAAAAGAGAGUGAUGUGAUUGAAUUUUUUGAGGAGGAUGCACCAGUAUUCAAAAGUGAUGAAGGAAUUCUCAUUGUUAGGAACAACUUUGGGAAGGCUACUGGAGAUGCAUUUGUUCUUUUUGAGACAGAGGAACAUGGCCAUGCAGCAUUGAGGAAGCACAGAUGCAUGCUUGGCUCCCGUUAUGUUGAGCUGUUCCGAAGUUCACAAAGUGAGGUUCAGCAAGUUCUAAACUCUUACAGCAAUCUCAUGCACAAUUUUCCACCAAUCAUGUUUCCACCCUUGCCACAUCAUCCUCCCUUUCACCCUCCCUUCUUAAUUCCUGGGCUGGGUGUAAAUGGUAUGAACACCAAAGACUGUCUGCGCUUACGAGGGUUGCCGUUCUCUGCAACAGUACAAGAUGUAUUAGACUUCCUAAAGGAACAUGCUGCAUUUGUAGUUCCUGGUGGAGUUCACAUGGUGUACAACACUCAGGGUCGCCCCUCUGGAGAUGCAUAUGUCCAGUUAGUAUCACCUGAAUGUGCAAAAUCUGCCACCACGGACUUGCACAGACAACACAUGGGAGAGCGAUACAUUGAAGUGUUUCCCUGCUCAGGAGUAGAUAUUGCUGCAAUUAUAACCAGCAGUACAAUGAACCAAAACAAGAUGACCUCACCCAAUAACACUCCCUACAGCCAUCCAUGUUCAUACCCCAUGACCAAUGGUGUGGUCACCAGCCCUAAUGGGACACAUAUGAAUGGACACACAGACACUGUUGGAGCUGCUACAUCAGCUUGUCGCAGUCCCACAGGAUUGUAUGUACCUCAUUCACCCACAUACUUCAACUGCAUUAUACCUCAAAAUGGCAUUGGUGGAGGGAAUGUGAGUUAUUAUCCACCUGCCAGUGCAAAUUUUAGGAUGCGCAUGUCACCAUAUUUGCCACAGCCCUAUGAAGUGAUGCCUCUCUUUCAAGGAUACCAGAUCGCAGACUAUGGCAGGUAGUUCAAGCAGAUCACCUCUCUGGGAUCCUGCACAAAAUCAAAGCAAUCCUUAAUAGAAAAGACUGGUCCUGCUAUAUGAAAUGCUACUUGCAAAAGAUUAAAUUAGAGACAAGUUCUCAGAGCGAAACAGCUUUUGCUGCUGCUACUACUGCUGCUGAAGCAUUUGCAAUGUUUUUAGAUGCCUUCCUCUUAGUCAACAAGAAAAAAAAGUAUGACUUUAUCAUUCAGUACAUUUGAGUGAAGAAUCCAUAAUUAUUUUAGAUGUAAUGUACAUGUAAUUAUGCUGCUAACAUUCAAAACUGAUACAUUGAGUGAAAUUCAGUAUAAGAAUGUUCUAGACAUUUUUGAUGUGUCACCCUGAAAGACAGUGGUAGAAAUUUUCAUUCGACUAUGUGACCUGUGUACUACUUAUUAACAAUCAGAAUCAGAUGACUUGAUAAACACGAGUCAAAUCUUCUAAGAAACUUAGUUCAAAGGUCUGUUACUUAAACGGUAACACCAAAAAUAAACAGAGAUAAAAAAAAAUUAUGUAGUUCAUAAAAAUGCAAGCAAAAAUUUGUCAAGGAGAAGUAGAUGCCUUCAAAAUUUUUAUCAUCAGAUUUGAUGAAAAAGGAUAAUUUCUGACACCAGGUAGUUUUUAAAUAAGCCCAGCGUUUAAUUGCUGCAACAUGGAUUUCGUGCGAAGAUACCUUGACAAAUAGGAAAAAAAAAUACAAAGGAGAAAACAUACAAUACUAAUUGAAUUAUGAGAGUGAUAUUGUAUAAUUACAAUGAAUUGUAGAAAUAUGUUCAGAUACAAAUUUUAUUUAUUUUUUGCUGGAUACCCAGACUCCAGCUCAAAAUACAAUCUUUUUAGCCUCGAUACAUGGGAGAUAAUACUCCUUAACCUCUGAUGCACACAAAAUCCCAACAUCAGUGGUAAACAGUGCAAUAUCUUUUUGCAUUGUGUAAUGAUUCUGACAAAAUGGUUAAUGCAUCAAGUCACUGAAAGAUGUCAGAAGAAUUAAACACUGAGGCAGAAAGGCUUAUUUGGCUGUCAGUGAAAUGCUGUAAAUUAGAGCAUGAUGUACCCUGACUGUACAUUAAUGUAAUUAGUAUCAAUUUAUGCUUGAUAGAUAAUCUUGUUUAAUUUAGUUUUUAGAACUUUUUAUACUAGUAACCAGUCUUAGUCAAUGAAACAUGAAUUUGCCAUGGGCUUGUUGUACAUUGUAAUUGAAAAGUUUGAUUGACUGAAUAUUUAUGUUAAUUCCACAAUCUAACUUGUGGAGGACUUUAACCAUUCACACUUUGAAACAAAUGUUCAAAAUCUUCAACAUGAGCUGAAAGUUUGUUUCAGAACAAGAUGGUAGAUAUCAUCAUUGUUUUAAUGUAUUGAAAUUUGAUUAUUAGUAUGUAUUUGUCAUAGUAACCGUCCAAUCAAGUGUGUAUUUUCAGGAAAAAUCAUAAUUUAGUUCUCAGCGCUUAAAAUGUAAAUGGUUGAAUCCUAUAAUUAACAUCAGUUGAAAGUGGAUAGUGUUAUAAUCGGUGAUGACAAAGGGCAAAGUUGCUGGUUAAAAUUAAUCAUUCUGAUACAAGGCUGGAUCAAAUUUGCAAACCAAUUUUUUCAACAUUUAUUUGUCUCUAAACGUGCAAUAUUUAUGGGCAUAGUGUUCAAAACUAGCCAUAUUGUUUUUAUUUACAUGACAACUAAUUAUGUAUGACAAAUAAUUGUUAAUAGCCAGUCAAUGCAAGAGACGCUGCUCUAAAAAGAGUCUUACAACCAGUACUUGUCACUCAGAGCACAUCUAAAAAUAUAUGAAUUACAAAUAAAAAUAUUAUUUUAACCAAGAGAAGCUUAACUAAGCCAGGAUAGACCACUUAAUAAAUGACAUUUAUAACACAUAAGGCAAAGCCAGAGCAUAAUUAAAUUAUCACCAUUAAUAAAGUUGCUCUAAUUAUAUUUUCCGAAUGUGUUAGUGGUAUGUGUGAAUACAUGCCACUGUCGGUAAAAUUAUUUCUUGAAUGUUUAUGAAUUGUCAUCAUGUUGUUACCAAGAAUAUCUCAUUUAUCUGGACAAUCUGGACUUGUUAGACAGUGAAAUAUGCCAUAACUUGAAAACGUUUCUGAUCCAUUUACCUUAUUUAUCCUUGAUAGAACAAGAAUUGUUUAUGGCAGUGCCAUGAAUAAGUGCAAGGCACUAAUGCUCAUUAUAACAAUCUUUGUCUUGUUUUUUUUUUAGACCGGUUAUUCUUAAUGUGAUAUUUUUGGUAACAGAGAGACUAAAAUACAGAUAAUUAUUUUAGCUAUAUUUUUAAACAUACUAAAAUAAAUAGCCGUACUCCAGUGUAAAAUAGAAGAAAACUUGUUGGUGUUUUUCUUACAGAUACAGUCAUUGCAGUCACACAUCUUUUCAUGUUCUUUUUUCUAUGUAUGAUUUUUACCUUAAUAAAAAACAUGCAUAGCUCAGUAAAUUGUACUUGUAACCUGGAAAUGACUGUACUUUCUUGAAAAUAAAAAAGUGAAUCUUGUUACAUGGCAAGAUUCUGAUUUGAAAUGA